Molecule: messenger RNA, 1869 nt
Organism: Mercurialis annua (annual mercury)
Lineage: Eukaryota; Viridiplantae; Streptophyta; Magnoliopsida; Malpighiales; Euphorbiaceae
Product: E3 ubiquitin-protein ligase ATL42-like
Exons: 1
Coding region: 568-1713 (381 amino acids)
Source: RefSeq, a predicted model, not a curated record
GGGGUAUGCAAAAGCCGAAUCAAACCUAAUAGUCGAGCAUAACCGACAAAUUUGGUUUGGUUAGGUUUGACAUUAUAAAUUUCUUUUGGCUUUCGGCUUGAUUCGGUUUGAAAAGUAAAAAAGAAAAGAUCAGUUUAUUUUCGGUUCAGACAGAACCAAAAAAUCAACCAAAUUGGCCUAUUUGGUUCGGUUUGAUUUAAAAGUUUCUAAAUUCCUGAAUUCCGCUUGAUUUUGAAAAAAAUUAAAAAUUCAGGUUUGAUUCAGUUGGAAAUUUUCUAAACCCUAGCUGACUGUAACUAACCUUAUAAACAAAACAAAUCCUAAUCUGGCCAGCAAACAGUCAACAAACAAAACGAUAGUUGCCGGAAUAAACUUGUUUAUCAAAUUGGACGGACCAUAUGGACAAACUAGAAGAGCUUCUCUUAGGGACCCACUCGGUUUAAUGAAAACAACAUAACCAUUAAACAAAAAUGACAAAUAAAAUAUUGUUUCAUCUUCUGUAAGAGUCAUUCAUAGCAGAAUGUUCAUUAUACAGAAGAAAAAAAAGAACAUAGGCCUUACUCUCCUAUGAAUCAACUACGAUUGCUCCUACUAAUUCUUUGUUUAUCGUUCUUCCAUGCCGAAGCUCAAAACGCUUUCGAUUCUGAUCAAUCCACUCUGCUCAAGCCGCUCCGGCCGAGCAUUGCAGUAGUCAUUGGCAUCAUAUCAGUUAUGCUGUCUGCAACAUUAAUCAUACUCGCCUAUGCAAAAUUCUGUCGCGGAAACAGAACCAGUGAUCGUUUAUUCACCGAUACCGAUCACCAAAGUUCCAUACUCGGUGGAUCAAGGUCGAGAUUUUCCGGCAUUGAUAGAGAACUCAUUGAUUCACUUCCCUUCUUCAGGUUUUCUUCACUCAAAGGCUCAAAACAAGGAUUAGAAUGUGCAGUUUGCUUAUCGAAAUUCGAAGACAUCGAAAUUCUCCGAUUGUUGCCUAAAUGCAAACAUGCUUUUCACGUUAACUGCAUUGAUCAAUGGCUGGAAAAUCAUUCUAGCUGUCCUCUUUGCAGAUACAAAUUCGAUCCUUCCGAACUCAAGAGCUUCAGUUAUUCCAGCAGCUUGCGAUACUUACAUAACCCGUCAAACCUAACCGAUGAUCCUAACAUUGAGAUUUUUAUCCAGAGAGAGCAAGAUUAUCAUCAGCAAGCGUCACCAUCAAGAUUCAAACUCGGAAAAGGCGAAAAAGAAGAAUUACUUGUUCAACAAAGCAAUAACAAGAAAUUUUGGCACAAGUUCAAGCACAAGAUCAUUGUUUCUGAUGCUAUCAUCAAGAGCAGAUGGAGCGAUGUUAACUCCUCGGAUUUUUUAUCGUUGAGUUCCGAGAUGCUUCAUAUCAUGUCGAGCAACAGAUUCUCGAGUAGUGCAAGAUUUCAGAAUACUUUAUCUAUCAAUGAACAGAUAGAAAAUAUCAAAGAGGAUAUGGAGAGGAAAAGAUCGUACGAAUCCAAGAUUAUCCGAGCUGACAAUUCUGAUUCAGCUUCUACCUCGUAUAAGGACGAAUAUGAAAAUUCGUCGAAAAUGAUUAAUAAUGUUGAGAAAAGAUCAAUGUCAGAAAUUACAGUAUGUUCAAGGUUCAAUGACUUGAGUUUAAAGGAAGACAGAACAAGAAGGCUUUGGUUGCCGAUAGCACGAAGAACAGUUCAAUGGUUUGCAGGUGAACAAGAAUCAAAUGUUUGAUAUUUGACAUUAAUCUUGAUUCGUUGCAACUUUUCUACGAUUAUAGAUUAGAAAUUCAGAUGAUCCUUAGCAAAUUUUGAAUUCAAUGUCCUUGUAUUAUUAAUCUUGUGAAUUCAACAAAAAUUUAAUUGAAUAUUACAAACAUUCAACAAGAAA